AUGACAUCCAAGGGUACACAAAGCAUCGCCUACGCCACACAGCAGAAUGUUGCCAGUUGUUUAGACUUCCCUUUUGAGAGCCCUGAUGGCCACGACCUCCUGUACCGGUUCACCCCACUCACCCGCCAUGUUGAAUUCAUGUCCAAGCCAUGGCGACCUCCGGCAGUGCGCUGUCAGCGGAGCAGUUUCCAGUGCCCGAUCUGCCUGGACGUUCUGUCCGAGCCGGUCAGCACGCCGUGCGGGCACAACUUCUGCGGCGGCUGCAUCAAGCGCUCGUGGGACGGCGCGGUGGUGUGCCAGUGCCCGCUCUGCAAGGAGACCUUCUUCCGGCGCCCGGCGCUGCGCGUCAACACCACGCUGAGGGAGGUGGCCGAGCUGGUGCGCACGCAGAGGGACCGCGGCCACGACCUCACGCCCGCACAGCCAGGGGAGGUGCCCUGCGACGUCUGCAGCGGAGAGGGCCGCCUGCGUGCGCUCAAGUCCUGCCUGGACUGCGGCGUGUCGUUUUGCGCACUGCACCUGGAGCUCCACCAGAGGGCGCCGGCGCUGCAGAAGCACGAGCUCAGCGAGCCGCUCGGAGACCUGGAGCAGCGGGUGUGUGCCAAGCACCGGCGGCCACUGCAGCUCUUCUGCAGGGACGACCACACGUGUGUGUGUGAGUUCUGCAUCGAGGGGGAACACAAGAACCACCACACGGUUCCCCUGGAGGAGGAAGGCAAAGAUAGGAAGAGCCAGCUGAACCAGACACAGGCGGAGCUGAAGACUAUGAUCCAGGAGAGACAGGAGAAGAUCGCAGAGAUCAAACAAUCCGUGGAGCUCAGCCGAGUCUCAGCGGAGGAGGAGGCGGCGUCCAUAUGUGAUCUGUUCUCAGUGCUGCAGCAGGCUCUGGAGCGUUCCCGUGGUAACCUGCAGGGGGCGUUAGAGGCGCGUCAGCGUGCGGUGGAGACUCAGGCACACACACUCACCAGCCAGCUGCAGCAGGAGAUACACACCCUGCAGGAGCGACACACACACCUGGAGGAGCUCACACACACACUCGACCAUCUCCACCUGCUGCAGGUACACACACACACACACACACACACACACACUCAGGAGCGGCACACACACCUGGAGGAGCUCACACACACACUCGACCAUCUCCACCUGCUGCAGGUGUAUGAGUCCAUGUGUGUGUUGCCCCCCUGCAGGGCGUGGGCUCUGGUGUGUGUGUGGUCGUAUCAGGACGUCAGUUCGCUGCGUCCGCUCGUGUCACGACUGGAGGGACUCAUCACCCGGGAGAUGGAUGACCUGCACGAGACACAGCUGAAGAGGGUGCAGCAGUUUACAGAGCUCAGCAAAGUCCAGCAGCAUGCAGUGGACGUGACGCUGGAUGCGGACUCGGCGAACGCAUUCCUGCAGCUGUCGGAGGACGGGAGGCAGGUGAGCUGUGGGCCGCGGCGGCAGAAGCUGGCGGACGUGGCGGUGCGUUUCGAGCGGGCGGCGUGUGUGCUGGGAGGUCAGGCCUUCGCCCAGCGCUUCUACUUCCAGGUCGCCGUCGCCGGCAAGAGCAGCUGGGAUGUGGGCGUGGCCAGUGAGGCGGUGACCCGGAAGGGAAAGGUCAAGGCCACGCCGGAGGCGGGCUACUGGACGGUGGCGCUGAGGCGCGGGGCGGGGCUUGUUGCCAAGGAGACCAAUCCAGUCCCCCUCGCCGCGGGGGCGGGGCUUCAGAUGGUGGGCGUGUUCGUGGACUACCCGAGGGGUGUGGUCAGCUUCUAUGAUGUCACCAGCAUGUCCCACCUCUACUCAUUCACUGGCCAGCGCUUCACGGGCAAGCUCCGCCCACUGCUCAGCCCGGGCCAACGGGAGAAGGGCAGAAACUCCGCCCCCUUAAUUAUCUCUGCUGAUCGGCCAGUCACAUGAGCCCAUGCCACCUCCUCUGCAGAUCGGCCAAUCACAUGAGCCCAUGCCACCUCCUCUGCAGAUGGGCCAAUCAGAGGCUCCAGUUUAGCACUGACAUUAAAGGGAUUCA
Molecule: messenger RNA, 2011 nt
Organism: Sardina pilchardus (European sardine)
Lineage: Eukaryota; Metazoa; Chordata; Actinopteri; Clupeiformes; Clupeidae
Product: E3 ubiquitin-protein ligase TRIM39-like
Exons: 11
Coding region: 1-1902 (633 amino acids)
Molecular function (GO): zinc ion binding; protein binding
Source: RefSeq, a predicted model, not a curated record